CCUGCGCGGGAGCGGAAAACGUGCAUCCGAGUGUGCGGAAAAGGAAAAGAGCAGGUUGUUUUCUUAUUAACAAUUCUGAUAUACUAUCGAUUUUUCGAACCGCAGCAAAUAGCCUGCUUCCCCGCGGAAGUCUCUAAACGCUAGAGCUUGGUGAUACGUCCAACAUGACUCGCGAUUGGAAACCUGGCGAUCUGAUUUUUGCCAAGAUGAAGGGUUAUCCACACUGGCCUGCAAGAAUCGAUGAAGUACCCGAUGGUGCAGUGAAGCCAUCCAACGUCAAGUUUCCUAUUUUCUUCUUUGGCACCCAUGAAACUGCAUUUCUUGGCCCCAAAGACAUUUUUCCAUACCUCCCUAACAAAGAGAAGUAUGCCAAGCCUAACAAGAGAAAAGGAUUCAAUGAAGGAUUGUGGGAGAUUGAGAACAACCCAAAAGUGGAGCUUACUGCACCCAAGCCGGUUCCCCCUCAGUCUUUUGGUGAGAAGGAUUCAGACAGCAGUCCAGAAGGAGAAGAGGAUGCAGAUGACAAGGUGAUCAAAGCCAAAGUUCCAGGAAGUGAGGCUGAGCAGGAGAAUGAGAAUGAGGAGGAGGAGGAGGAGGAGGAGGAGGAAGGGUCUCUGAUCUCUGAGCAGGGUCAUCAGGACCAGGAUGACUCUGCUCAGAAAGAAUCACCAGAUGUACCUAAACCCAAGCGAGGAAGAAAGAAAAAGAGUGAUGCUGACCAGGAGAAUGACAAAGAUGAUGUACCAGCAAGUCCUGUUAGUCCCACCGGUGGAGAAGGCCCUAAACGAAGAGGCAGGAAGCCCAAGAGUGAGAAGUUGCUUUUGCUUCAGCAGCAGGAACAGCAAGGCUCCGGCAGUGAAAUGGAGAUUGGAGAGUCAGACAAAAAGCGAAAGAGGACAACAGAGGACAAGACCCAAAGUGGAGAGGAAGAGAAGAGGAGGAAGAAGGAAGGAAAGGACACAGAAGUAAAGGAGCCUGAAGCUAAGAAGAAGAAGUCCAAGGAUGACAGUUCCUCUGGCUCUGACGAUGAAGAGAAAAAUAAAGGCAGAAAGAAACAGCAAAAUGCAGAUGUGGACAAAGAUGUGCGGCGGCGGAAAGCUGAUGAAUUGAGAGAACCAGGUAGAGAUGAAGAGAAGAAAAAUGAAGAGAGGACAGGAGCCAAGAAAAAAGAAAUGUCAACUGACUUGAAACUGCAGAGACUGCACAGUGACAUCAAAAUUUCACUGAAAAUUGACAACCCUGAUGUGAAGAAGUGUCUGGAUGCAUUAGAUGAGAUUGGUGCCCUUCAGGUCACAACCCAGCAUCUGCAGAAACACAGCGAACUCAUCGCCACGCUCAAAAAGAUUCGCAGAUUCAAAGCAAGCCAGGAUAUCAUGGACAAGGCCACCAUGUUGUACAAUAAGUUUAAGAGCAUGUUUCUGGUUGGAGAGGGUGACUGUGUGCUCAGCCAGGUGCUGAACAAAUCUUUAGCUGAACAACGGCAGCACGAAGAAGCAAAGAAAGGAGCGCUGAAGAGGGUUGAACAAGCCAAAGAAAAUAAUUCGGACAAAGUGACAAAUGGUGAUGUCGGCCCCGACGAGAAGAAGCAGGAGAUGGAGAGAGAGAGGCUUCCCGAAGAUGCUUCAGCAGGAGAGAAUCAAAGUGCCCCGAAAACUCAGGAGGAGUCCACUUGAGUGUCUUGCAGGCCUGAAGAAGGGAGAUUUGCUGCUGUAAAACUGGGCUGAUCACGUGAGAUCUCGUGCCCAGUUUGUGACUGAUGACAACCACUGGUUACCAGUUUAAUUGAUUUGUUGUUUUUUUUCUGCAUUGCUGCUGCUGAAAGCUUUCAUCAGCCCAACUCCAGGAUCGCGACUGAGUGCAUAUAUUUUAUUUUUAUGCUGUCUGUAAUCUUUAACUUCUAGACACCUUCUGCUUAGAUGCAUCUGUUUGAGUAGUGACACGACUUGUAAAUCUGCAACCUUGAGUUUGUCAAACUUUAACGAGGAUGGGAGAGAGUUAGUGUGGGAACCAUCUGGUGGGAGGUGGGGGGGGUGGUUCAGCUGGUGGAGAUGGUUUUGAUUGUUGGAGCAUUUACUGAUUCGACAGGUGGAUCUUAGCCUCAAUUAUGGGAAAUACAGACGAUUAUCUGUAGGUAGAAGCACCUUGAAAAUGUCUAAUAGCAGUAGAUGUGUUAACUCUGUAAAGCGUGUUUCAUACAUGUCCACUUCAGAUGCACGAAAACAUAAUUGUGGAGAUUGCCAAAGUUUCUAGCCAAGAAAAUGCUUUAAUUUCUAGUCAGUGCCUGUUUUAGGUUUUUCUUUUUUUGUUUUUUACAUAGAUGUAAAUAAGAGUAUUUUUGUGCCUGUCUGAUGACCUGUUUCAGCAUCCAAUAACAAAGUGGUAGCUGUAGUACAACUGUAGUUUUUAAAGCUGAUAGCACAGAUAUUGUGUGAUAAUAUUAAACAAAGAUUAGUCCACUUUCUGUCAUCUGGAUUUUUCUUAGAUUUUUUUUUUUUUGCCUGUUUAACCAUAGCGGUUAUUGUUGUUCUGUUGCUGCCAUUAAAAAAAGAAAAAUCAAAUAAACAUGUUGAA
This is a messenger RNA of Pundamilia nyererei, 2571 nucleotides long. RefSeq names its product PC4 and SFRS1 interacting protein 1a (gene psip1a). The record is from RefSeq and is a predicted model, not a curated record. Bases 165 to 1673 code for a protein of 502 amino acids. The transcript is spliced from 17 exons. NCBI's taxonomy places the organism in Eukaryota, Metazoa, Chordata, Actinopteri, Cichliformes, Cichlidae.